UUCAGUGUCACACUCAAUGCUACCGACGGUUAGGUUUUAAAACUGUUGUAAGCCUUUUAACUUUGGAAACCAUCUUUAUAACAAACACUUAGCUAAUUUUCAAGCUUCGUGCGUGACUACUUUUGUAUGAGGACGAGAUGCAAUGUCAAAAUCCCAGCGAAAAUGGUCCCCCUCUUCUUCUUCCCUCUCUGCGUCUCUUCAUUCCACCACUGCAGCUUGUCUCUGCAGCCAUGUGGCAAGUGGUUCAGCUGAGGAGACGUUCAAGAUUAUGGGAUGCUGGAGGAGUUUGUCACCACGGUGACAGAGAUUGUGCCAGAGCUUUUGAGUUGCAGUCAGAGGGCCCAACUCAUUCUGGGGCUUCGAGCAAGGAUGGUUCUGGAGUUGUGUCGCACUGAGCAGACAGCAGACCAAGACAUUCAGCAACACCUGGACAGGAUCCGAAGCCUCAUAUCCACUGGGGAAGCAGAGUCAAGUGAUGCAGAGGUGGAAUUAUCUGAAUCAAACUUUGUAGAGCUGGUUGAAUCUCUGCUGAAAGACCCAAGUGAAAGGGAGAACUUUUACCAGGACGUGUUCCCUGUGGAAUUUGGGCCCAAGUAUGACACUGCAAUACAGAUGCUGAUGUUAGAAUUCCUUUCCAGACUGGAGAAGUUACUUCCCCUACCAGACCUUGAACAGACUGCCUCCUUGUUAAGUGCUGUCCCCUCUGCCCUGGAGAAAUGUGUACAGUUUGUACCUGACCCCAUACAAUUGAGGACCCUGCUCCAGUACCACAGAAAACGUGGACAUUUGGACUCCAUCGAAACUCCAUCGUCCUUUGGUGACUACAUCCUCUCCUCUCUGUCUCUCCCUCCACAUGUACGUGUGGUGACUGCCACAGAAGUAGAUUCCCAAUCAGAAUGUUUGGCUAGAGUGGAAGGAAAAGGGUUGGUGGAGGGUACAAUAGAGAAAAAUGGAGGACUACUUGCACCAGAUGAAGAUCAAAGAGACGCAUUUACUGAGAAGGAGCCUGCUAUGAAUAGGAAGCCUGUAAGUGUGGAAACGGACAAUCAAACUGUCACCGGAAUUCAUAUUCAAACCUCAAAACAAAGCAAAAGGCUGCAGAUUAAGAAAAUACGGUCAAAAGUACAAAAGCCAUGUAAAACGGAUUCUUCCGAGCGUGCAAUCCAACAGCCAUCCUCCUCCAAGGUGCACACCUCCCUGAGGAAGUCAUGCAAAAGAGGCCCAUUCAGGAAGACAUGCCCUGACUGUGGGAGGACUUUUGCUCGAGCCACGUCCUUUAGAAGGCACCAGCGAAGCCACACUCAAGAUCAUGAUCAUAGGUUUAAGUGCCUCAAAUGUGCAAUAGGCUUCAAGGAUCUUUAUGAUCUGAAGAGACACCAGCAAGGAGUUUGUGAAAAGAACCUCUCAACUUUGGUUGAUUGGGAAAAUAAAGAAGAGAUCCCACAACCCUCAACUAGCAAAUCUCCGAACACAUCACCCCUUAAGGUGCUCUCUCCAUCAGGGCUAACACAGAAAAGACCUCUGGACACCAAAACAUGCUCUUUGUGUAGGAGGUUUUUCACUCGUACUUCAGACAUGGCAAGGCACAUGAGAUCCCACUCAAAAGAGCAUCCAUUUUGGUGUGUAAAUUGUGAUAAGAGAUUCAAGUAUUCAUAUGAUUUGAAGAGGCACCAGAGAGAUUUGUGUAAGAAAGUGAACCAGGAAGAUUUAGGUCAGGUUGGUCAAAACUUGUCACAACAGAAGGGGAAACCGCAGCCAGAGAAAGAUGAAUCCCAAUCAAUGGGUAGCACUGGGUCUCUUGGCACUGAUGAAAACCCACAACCAUCUCACAAAGGGCUGUCCGACUCAAAAACCUGUUGUGUCUGUGGUAGGAUUUUGACUCGUACCUCAGACAUGGAAAGGCACUUGAAAUCUCACUCAAAGGAGCGUCCCUUUCAUUGUGCUAUUUGUGAGAGAAGUUUUAAGUACAAAGAUACCUUGAAAAAACAUCAGGAAAUCCUUGGCCACGAGGGCAUCCUAGAAGACUUGGGUCAGAGUGUGGACCAGCAAGAAGUGGAAGUUAACACAGAGAGUUGGAGCAGCCCUCUCACUACCAAGGAAAACGACACUGAGCCCCUUAUCACGGCUGCUACUUCAGUGCCGACUCUCAAAGAACCCAAACCAUGCACUGUGUGUGGGAAGAUUUUUAACCGUGCUUCAGGAAUGGCUAUUCAUAUGAGAUCCCAUUCAGAGGAGCGUCCUUAUCAAUGUGUCAAUUGUGAGCAGCGCUUCAAGUACAUGCAUGGUUUAAAGAAACACCAGAGGGAUAUCUGUCUGAAGGUGAACCAAGAAGAAGCAUCUAAGUUGGUGGACCAGCAACUAGAGGAUGCUACUCCAGAGGAGGCUGGUGAACUGCUAGCCACUGAUGACACAAGGGCAGAAUGCAAGGAGGAAGAAAGAAAGGUGGUAUUCAAAUGUGAUGAAUGCGACAAGGAAUUCAAAGGCUCAUCCUCCCUAAGAACACACAAACGAAUUCACAAUCCAUUCUAUUGCUCUGAUUGUGGAAGGAUAUACCCAAACUCCAUUGCCUUUGACAGACACAAGCUGAUGCACAAGGAAAUCCAGUGUACCAUGUGUGAGAAGACCUUUACCCUGUUGGGGCGUCUGAGAGAACACUAUCUGCAUCAACAUAAAUUCACAGGCCCAUACCCCUGCUCUCAAUGUGAGAAAACCUUCACUCAGUUAUCGUACCUUGUCAUCCAUGAGAGGGUUCACUCGGGAGAGUACCUGUACCAGUGCUCUGUUUGUCCAGAAAAAUUCAGAACAGCAAAUUCUCUAACAAUACACAGUAGGAAGCACACAGGAGAAAAGCCGUUCCUGUGCUGGCAGUGUGGAAAGAGCUACAGGGCCGCUUCUGAACUGUCGGUGCAUAUGGGAACUCACUCAGAGGAGAAACCCUUUUCUUGUUCGCAGUGUGACAUGACUUAUCGGACAAAGAUUCAGCUGAAUACACAUAUUGAGCAAGUUCACGAGGGGGUGAGAUUUACCUGUACAGUCUGUGGAAAGCAGUUUUACAAAGCAGUGUCAUUGAAAAGACAUGAACUUACUCACACAGGAGAAAGACCAUUUCCAUGCUCCUAUUGCGAAAAAACCUUCAUCACAGCAAAUGAAAGGAGGUUGCAUGAAAGAUACCAUACUGGUGAGCGACCAUACAAAUGCCAAGACUGUGGAAAGUCCUUCAUCCAGUCAGGUUACCUGAAAUCACACCAACGACUUCACACAGGAGAGAAGCCAUUUUCAUGCAGCGUUUGUGACAAACGUUUCAGAUUUUCUCAUCAUAUGAAAAGGCACCAGAAAACCCAUACAGAGAAGCAUGUAUGUGGGGAAUGUGGGGAAUCUUUCACCCAAAUUCCAUGCCUCAAGGCUCACCAACUCACUCACUCCCUCAAUGAAAAUUGAGUUAUUGUUGUACAUUUGCAUAUCAGUUGUUGAAUGUUUUUUUUUCUUUUUCUUUUGGAUAGAUUUAUUAACUAGGUCCGUCAGAUAGUUAAGUGGAUAUUUUGAAUAGAUCAUCUAAAAUGUUGUGUAGUCGGUUGCAAGUAUUGAUUGUAAGUCAUUUGUAAAGAGAAUCUAAAUGACCAAUGGGCAACUGAAUUUACUUGAUGGACAAAUCCACCCAAAAACAUAUAUUUUGGUAUUUGUUUCAUUAGUCCAUUGUUGACGUACAGUGCAUUUGAAAAGUAUUUAGACCCCUUGACAUUUUGUUACAUUACAGCUUUAUUCAAAAAAAUUGUUUUUCCCCCUCAAUCUAAACACAAUACCCCAUAAUGACAAUGCAAAAAACUGAUUUUUAGAAAUGUUUGCAAAUAUAUAUAUUUUUUUAACAAAAAAAUGAUACAAUAUUUACAUAAUUAUUCAGACCCUGUACUCAGUACUUUGUUGAAGCACCUUUAGCGGUGAUUACAGCCUCCAGUCUUCUUGGGUAUGAUGCUACAAGCUUGACACGCCUGUAUUUGGGGAGUUUCUCCCGUUCUUCUCUGCAGAUCCUCUCAAGCUCUGUCAGGUUGGAUGGGGAGCGUCGCUGCACAGCUAUUUUCAGGAUACUCCAAAAAUGAUGUAUCUGGUUCAAGUCUGGGUUCUGGCUGGACCACUCAAGGACUUUCAGAAACUUAUCCUGAAGCCACUCCUGCAUUGUCUUGGCUGUGUGCUUAGGGUCGUUGUCCUGUUGGAAGGUGAACCUUUUCCCAGUCUGAGGUCCUGAGCAGGUUUUCAUCAAGGAUCUCUCUGUACUUUGCUCUAAACAUAUUUUCCUUGAUCCUGACUAGUCUCCCAGUCCCUGCUGCUGAAAAACAUCCCAACAGCAUGAUGCUGCCACCAUGCUUCACUGUAGGGAUGGUGCUAGGUUUUUUCCAGGCGUGACGCUUGGGAUUCAGGCCAAAGAGUUCAAUCUUGGUUUCAUCAGACCAGAAAAUCUUGUUUCUCAUGGUUUGAGAGUCCUUUAGAUCGCCUGCGUCCAGCACGGACCUGCUCAAUGGCGAGCUGGGAUCUGGAUGUGGUCUUGGCACACAUCCAAUUCUGCCUUUCAAACCGUUGGAGUCUGCCUACCUGAAACACCUCUCUAUGAAGGUGGCUUCUUGGUAGCGAUUACUUCCAUAAAGAGGGUGGGUGAGCUCCAUGCUCUUUCAGUAAGUUCUGAGUGCUACCGGAUGGACCCAGGGGGGAGGAGUACAUCUCUCCUCCCCAACCCUUUAUUCCUCCCGAAGGUUCUGUCAGACAGGCAUGUGAACAUAACUUUUAUCCUGUCUGCUUACGACCCCCCGGCAGUGGCGGGGGAUUCUGGGACUCCCUCCGGCAUGUUGUGCCCUGAGGGGGCACUGGCUGCCUAUGUGGAGCGGACACGGUCAGUUAGAACAACAGACCAGCUCUUUGUCUGCUUUGUCCUCGUGCACUUUUUGCUAGGUACUAUCAGGUAAACGUGGCACCUCCCUCUGCGGUUGGUUCAGCGGUCCUGGCCUCCCCUUCCACAUUGACGGCCCCUGCGUCUCGGUCCCGCACUGGGAUUUCGCCGUAGGCUGGUCAGGUAUACCAAUAUAUUGGAGUGAUCCAAUAUAGUAAAAUAUAACGAAAGUUAUGUAUGUAACCACGGUUAUGUGAGCUAUUUGGAUCACUCCAAUCCUCUACGGUGCUAGAGUCACCUCAAAAAUGAUGUAGAGAAUGCAUGUCGCAGCCAUGGGUUCUAAUAUAUAUUUAUAUAUAUAUAUAUAUAUAUAUAUAUAUAUAAGAGCGGACCCCAGCCGUGACACAGGUGUACACGGGAGUAAAUCUGUUAAUCCUCUCCUCGGAUGUAUCCCUCCGCCGCGGAGUGAUGCCAAUAUAUUGGAGUGAUCCAAAUAGCUCACAUAACCGAGGUUACAUACGUAACCUUCGGUAUUGUGUAGGUUGUAACAUAAAAUGUGGAAAAAGUCAAGGGCUCUGAAUACUUUCCGAAUGCACUUUAAAAGUUACAUAUCUUAAAAUCUUGAUUCCUGACAAGCGAAACAUCAUCAAUGGACUAAUUUACAUUUUUUUUUUUCCUUUAAGCUACUUAUCAUAGUGGGUAUAUUCAGUCCAAUACUUCAAGUAUUGUUUUUUCUGUGAUAGCUGAACUUUUCAUUAAGAAUGCACUCUUUAUUUUUAUGGUUACAUUUCUUUUAUUAACCUUUAUUUUAAUAUUGUAUGAAACGUGCUGUAUAUGAUUUUGUCAUUUGAAUUAAAUUCACUUUUUUGGCAA
Molecule: messenger RNA, 5749 nt
Organism: Oncorhynchus nerka (sockeye salmon)
Lineage: Eukaryota; Metazoa; Chordata; Actinopteri; Salmoniformes; Salmonidae
Product: zinc finger protein 14-like
Exons: 7
Coding region: 274-3438 (1054 amino acids)
Biological process (GO): regulation of transcription by RNA polymerase II
Cellular component (GO): nucleus; chromosome
Molecular function (GO): chromatin insulator sequence binding; DNA-binding transcription factor activity, RNA polymerase II-specific
Source: RefSeq, a predicted model, not a curated record